Messenger RNA from Zerene cesonia (dogface butterfly), 1901 nucleotides. Its product is annotated as putative fatty acyl-CoA reductase CG8306. The transcript has 12 exons. The record is from RefSeq and is a predicted model, not a curated record. Gene Ontology annotation, molecular function: alcohol-forming very long-chain fatty acyl-CoA reductase (NADP+) activity. Gene Ontology annotation, biological process: long-chain fatty-acyl-CoA metabolic process. Gene Ontology annotation, cellular component: peroxisome. The coding region runs from base 154 to 1686 and encodes 510 amino acids. NCBI's taxonomy places the organism in Eukaryota, Metazoa, Arthropoda, Insecta, Lepidoptera, Pieridae.
UAGUACCUACUUAAUAAGCUAUUCUCAUGACCAGUUGGACUUGAAUCAUCGCGAAGCGAGUACGGGUUGUGUGUUUUUAUUUGUUUACUUGUUUUAUUGUGUGCUAAGUGCGUGUAAAAAUCAAUUUUGUGUAUGUGAAAAAUAAGAAUCGAAAUGACGGAAGAAUCACAAGUUCGCGCGUUUUACGCCGGUAAAAACUUUUUUAUUACUGGAGGCACAGGUUUCGUGGGAUUAUGCCUGAUAGAAAAAAUCUUGAGAUGCAUACCAGAAUCAGGAAAAUUAUAUUUAUUAAUGCGACCAAAGAAGGGAAAAGAUAUAUCGGAGAGGCUAAACGAAUUCCCCGGUCAUUCGGUAUUUGAGAAACUGCUGCAAACGGAGUCCAAGGACAUAUUCUCCAAGCUGAUACCGGUAGCCGGGGAUGUAGGUGAAGAAGACCUUGGGCUCAGCCCAGACGACAGACGAACCCUGAUCGAGAAUGUGAACGUCGUGAUACAUUCAGCUGCGACCUUGGACUUCGAGGAAAAUUUGAAGCCUACGGUUAAAAUUAAUGUGCUCGGCACGAGGAGGGUUAUGCAGUUGUGUCAGGAAAUUAAAGAUUUGAAGGCAAUGGUCCACGUUUCCUCAGCAUACGUAAACUCGUAUCUCCUCGAAGCUGAGGAGAAAGUAUACGAAACACCGGGUGACGUGGAUAGUGUCAUCAACCUUGUGAACCGACUGUCGGAUAAGGCUCUAGAUGACAUGGAGAAGACAAUCCUCCGAGGCCACCCCAACACUUACACAUUCACCAAACACCUUGCUGAGCAUGAAGUCAAGAACUGCUCCAAUAUGUUCCCAUGCACCAUAGUGAGGCCAUCCAUGAUUGUCGCAGCUUGGAAGGAACCAAUGAUCGGCUGGACCUGCUCGAAGGUUGGACCUCAAGGGUUCUUGAUGGGGGCCGCUAAAGGUGUGGUGCGCAGGUUGCCGCUGGCGAAGGAGAACAUAGCGGACUAUAUCCCCGUGGACGUGGUUGUUAACCAGCUGCUGGUGGCCGGAUGGCACGCGGCCAAGCAGAGCUCCGGUCUGACGGUGUACCACUGCACCACCUCCACCCAAAACCCGUUCAGGUGGACGAUGCUGGACUCCAUUGUCAGCGAGAUGCUCCACAACUAUCCGCUGAAGAGCGCCGUGUGGUACCCCCACCUACAGUUCGUUCCGUCUCUGUUUCUCUUCCGCAUAUCCGCCAUCUUCGUUCACUUCAUUCCCGCCAUUUUAUUGGACACGUUGCUGCGCGUCACUGGGGGGAGACCCAUUCUGUUCCGCCUGCACAAGAACGUGUGGAACUCGCUGAGCCGGCUGGAGAGGUUCAUAUUCACCGAGUGGCGCUUCCACAACCCGAACACGAGGCAAUUGGCCGCUGAAUUGAACAAGACGGACGAGCAGACAUUUUUUAUAGACAUAGGCACCAUAUAUUGGAUCGAAUAUUUCGUGAACCUGCACCUCGGCGUGAGGAAGUACCUGAACAAGGAGAGCGAGAAGACGAUACCGCCCGCCAAGACCAAGGACGGAGUAUUGAAAAUCUUCCAUAUCGUGUGGCAGAUUCUGGUUAUUUGUUUUGUUUGGUUGAUUGUAUCUAAGUUACUCGGUACGACCAUGCUCCGAUGCAUCUGGUCCCCUCCCGUUAUAUAUUUUCUUUAUACGCUUUUGUAAUUCAAUGACUUAGAUGCGCCUGUAUUUAACUAUAAAAUAAACUAGUUUCUGCCUUACUUUUAUCAUUUAGGGGUAGAAAUAGAUGUUGGCCGAUUCCUACACUUACAUGUAGUGAAAAUUUCAUGAGAAUCGGUCCAGUGGUUACGGAGAUGUGUGGUAAUUAUUGUGACAUGAUAUGUUUAUAUAUAAAAAUGUUUUUUUGCAAAUAUCUUGCA